CGUUGUUGUGACUAUGCCGUAUCCCGUUAAAAUGACUGCAUUGCAUCCAACUCAAUAUUUCCGAAAGAGGGAGGAGUGGCGUGUGACAGAUGUGCUGAUGAAUCCGAUGAUUAUAAUGCUAAUAGCUGCUUUUCUUCUGAUGGUGAUUACACCAAAAUUGGCUGCUCAAGACCCACAAAUGCAAAAGGUUUCUCUUCUUAAAUCUUUUUUACAUUUACCUUUAAAGGAUAUGCAAAAUUUGCAAUUACCAAAAAUGGAUAUGCCCGAUAUGGCGGAUAUGUUGGCCAACAUGUUUGGAUCAGCUAGCGGCAAAAAAGGAAAUACACGAAAGGCGAUUGCUUCACAAAGUACAAAAAGGACGACUCGAUAG
This is a messenger RNA of Meloidogyne enterolobii, 370 nucleotides long. The record is from the annotation of a GenBank genome assembly. Lineage: Eukaryota; Metazoa; Nematoda; Chromadorea; Rhabditida; Meloidogynidae.